This is a messenger RNA of Bursaphelenchus xylophilus (pine wood nematode), 441 nucleotides long. The record is from the annotation of a GenBank genome assembly. Lineage: Eukaryota; Metazoa; Nematoda; Chromadorea; Rhabditida; Aphelenchoididae.
AUGAGGAAUCUUCUGUUCUGGGUCUUCGUUUUAUUGGGAGUUGGAGUCAAGGCUACUGUAUUAGAAUCAGCAAGUAAGUAACUCCUUUUUAUUGCACGAUCAUCUCUUUAUUUGAAUUCAUGUUCUGGUUUAGGGAUGUUUAAUGAACGACUCUCGAACGACCCGGACUCUUUCCUUCUUCCUGGCCGUGUUAUUUUACCCAAAAAUGGAAAUAUUGCGAAUUCGGAGAGUCAGAUCAAGGAUUCUUAUUUUGAAGCAAUGAAGUCGCUGGCCGACAAAGAAGGGAUCAAACUGAUCACGGGCCAGAAUCCCUCGCUUCUGGAUAUCAACGAAGGCCUUCGAAAUACGCCCUUCAAUUAUCCCGCCAAAAUAUACCGCCCACAUUAUGCCCCAAGGUUUCAAUCUGCAGCCAAAUUAUGCGAAAAGCUGCGAAUGUGUUAA